Molecule: messenger RNA, 1643 nt
Organism: Zea mays
Lineage: Eukaryota; Viridiplantae; Streptophyta; Magnoliopsida; Poales; Poaceae
Product: ser/thr protein phosphatase 1
Cellular component (GO): cytoplasm; nucleus
Molecular function (GO): protein serine/threonine phosphatase activity
Source: RefSeq, marked provisional
GAGACCCAUUACCAAUGCCAAGAACAAGAAACCAGAGAGGACAGCCGCGAAUACAAUCCGAAUCCCCUCCAAAAACCCACCAUACCGUCUCCCCCAUCUGCAAGAACAAGAUCAGGAGAGCAUCCUAGGGGGAAGAAACAGGAGGGGGAAAAAGAAGCCCAGAAAGACCAACUGACCAAACAAAAAGGUGGCAUCUUUGUGUCACCGAGGCACCGCCGAUCACAGACCAAAGCCCGCUCCUCUGGUCCAUCCCAAGCGUACAGCAGCCGAGAUUUCUUCGAUCUGCGCUUGCGUUUUUUUUUCUUGUAAAGAUUUUAGUUUUCCCCCCUUCAACUGUUGCUAGCCUUGAGUCGCUGAGAAGUUUCGAGAAGGGUGGUGUGAGUGUCGGAUAGCUCAAGAUGGAUCCGGCGUUGCUGGACGACGUCAUACGCCGGCUUCUGGAGGUGAAGAAUCUCAAGCCUGGGAAGAACGCGCAGCUGUCAGAGUCGGAGAUUAAGCAGCUCUGCGCUGCCGCCAAGGAGAUCUUCCUGCAGCAGCCCAACCUGCUGGAGCUCGAGGCCCCCAUCAAAAUCUGCGGUGAUGUCCAUGGCCAGUACUCUGAUCUCCUGAGGCUAUUUGAUUAUGGUGGCUAUCCGCCUCAGGCCAACUACCUUUUCUUGGGUGAUUAUGUGGAUCGUGGAAAGCAAAGCCUAGAAACAAUAUGUCUUCUUUUGGCUUACAAGGUCAAGUACCCGGAGAACUUCUUUCUUCUAAGGGGCAACCAUGAAUGCGCAUCAGUAAAUCGCAUCUAUGGUUUUUAUGACGAGUGCAAACGCAGAUUCAGUGUAAAGCUGUGGAAAACAUUCACAGACUGUUUUAACUGCUUGCCAGUGUCAGCAUUGAUAGAUGAAAAGAUUCUCUGUAUGCAUGGUGGUCUAUCUCCGGAGUUGAACAAGCUUGAGCAAAUACUCAACCUGAAUCGCCCCACAGACGUGCCUGAUACUGGAUUGCUCUGUGAUCUUCUUUGGUCUGAUCCUUCCAAUGAAGCAACAGGCUGGGCCAUCAAUGAUCGUGGUGUUUCAUUCACAUUUGGUCCUGAUAAAGUUUCUGAAUUUCUUGAGAAGCAUGAUUUGGACCUUAUCUGCCGAGCACAUCAGGUUGUCGAAGAUGGAUACGAGUUUUUCGCUAGCCGUCAACUCGUAACAAUAUUUUCAGCCCCUAACUACUGUGGAGAAUUCGACAACGCUGGUGCCAUGAUGAGUGUAGAUGAUACAUUGAUGUGCUCGUUCCAAAUAUUGAAGCCUGCAAGGAAGAUGAUGGGUGGUUCAACUAAUAACAAAUCUGGCUUCAAGUCAUUCAGGGGAUGGUGACAACGGCCUGAUGGUGGGCACGCUGCGUUCGACAGGGGGUACAUCUUACAGCGGCUGCAACUAACAGGCAUAUGCAUUUUCGCGGAAACCUGCUUGGGCCUUGGAAGGGCAAAGCAGAUGUAGAACUGUGCAUCUUCCAUGUUGGAUUAACACUUGAUGUAAUGUAUUGUUAUCGGUUUUUACUGUGCGGAUCUCCUUAUGAUAUGGGAGGAUGUGAAUGAGUACUGCCCUCCCCUUUGCGUCCUAAGAUUCGGAAAGAAUCCAUUCGCCAAUAAAAAUAGCCAGACUAUUCUC